This is a messenger RNA of Scomber scombrus (Atlantic mackerel), 782 nucleotides long. RefSeq names its product cilia and flagella associated protein 126 (gene cfap126). The coding region runs from base 1 to 717 and encodes 238 amino acids. The transcript has 5 exons. The record is from RefSeq and is a predicted model, not a curated record. Gene Ontology annotation, biological process: cilium organization. Gene Ontology annotation, cellular component: ciliary basal body. NCBI's taxonomy places the organism in Eukaryota, Metazoa, Chordata, Actinopteri, Scombriformes, Scombridae.
AUGUCGUCCAGUUACUCUGCAAGCCAGUUUGACAGCGCCUACAAGCCGCAGCGGCUGCAGAACUGGUGUGAGACCAAGCCCUUCAAACAGAGACCCACUGCACAGGAGGGUCAUACCGCCUUCAUUGCUGAUGAUAGAGGACAUCUGCUCCAAGGAGUGGUUAAGAGGGGCAGUGCAUGGCCAGAUUUUAAGGGGACGUGGGAUCUACCUGUUCGUAUCCCAGCUCACCGCAUAAACCCCACAGGCCGCUCUGUGGUGGGUCUCAACAGGCUGAAGUCGUGGGGGUUUGACACAUCUAUCAAUGGCCAGUUUCAGCCACACAGAGGCAGCAGAAACACAGAUGAGCUGCAGGAUGCUGCCAAGCAGACCAAUGGGGACGAACAGCAGGACGGCGCCGCCCCGUCCUCCGCGCCCACAUCUGCGGCUCAAGCCCGCCCGGCAUCUCAGACCCGGCCCAUUACCGGAGGCGAGAGAUCUGCCAGCCAGAACCGAGACUCGAUGGCAGCGGCGUUUGGAUCCGACGCUCGGUCUGCCGAGGAUAAACGAGCCAUUCGGGAUUCAGAAGUGGAAGCAGCUUUGAGGCCUGCUACUGGAGAGGGGACAAGCAGCAGGCCCAAUACUGGCAAAGGGAAACUAGUGAGCAAUGUUUCAUCAGUGAGCCAAGGAGGACCAUCAUCCUCAAAGCAGAGACAGAGAGAUGAACAGCUAGAACAGUGACAUUUAAUUCUCUUAGUGGAUGAGAGAAUACCUUAAAAAAUAAAUCCGCCUUAACUGUUAAGCUU